Messenger RNA from Penicillium manginii, 2037 nucleotides. Its product is annotated as UV-endonuclease UVE-1. Lineage: Eukaryota; Fungi; Ascomycota; Eurotiomycetes; Eurotiales; Aspergillaceae. The record is from RefSeq and is a predicted model, not a curated record. Gene Ontology annotation, molecular function: endonuclease activity. Gene Ontology annotation, biological process: nucleotide-excision repair; mitochondrial DNA repair; response to UV. Bases 1 to 2037 code for a protein of 678 amino acids. Gene Ontology annotation, cellular component: mitochondrion; nucleus. The transcript has 4 exons.
AUGCCCCAGGAGGUUCGCUGGAUGUGUCGGCCUUUUCGACUGUCGCGUGCCCUGUCUGUCCAGCAUGCCGGUUUCAGGGCUGGCUCGAGGGGUUGCCACCUCUCGUCAUUGAGCCUCCUCGAUCGAUCGAGAUCGAUUGUCGUGGCGAACGUCAGAUCGCCUGCCCCGGCUCAAGACCACCUUCUCCAUUCGUCGAAACCUGUUCCUCUCUCCCCUUUCCAACUUUCCAGUUUCCAUCGCCAAUCUACUCGCCCAUUUCUCAACCUUGUCACAUCGCGUCGCGCAUACUCUCAGAGCACUGUUCGACAUCUUGAUAGCUCACUGAUUGCCGAAGACGUGCCAAUGGUGACUGAUACGCUGGAUAUCGAUGCGAAACCCGCUGAUAUUCUCAAUGGCGACGUGACUUUGCCUGCUGGUCGGGCAGAAGGUUCAUUAGACCCGGAGUCAGACCAAGAGGUCCCAGUCGAUGCGGACGAGCUCAAAGAUGCGCUGGGGCGCCCGCCACCAGUUCACAGCGACUAUCUUCCUCUCCCCUGGAAAGGACGCCUUGGAUAUGCCUGUUUGAACACCUACCUGCGCUACUCCACCCCAUCCGUCUUUUGCUCGCGAACAUGCCGCAUUGCGUCGAUUCUCGAAAAUAGGCACCCUCUCCAAGAUCCCGAUCAGCCCCCACACCCGACAAAGAAUCGCCCAGAUCGAGAUCAGCCCGCGGAUAUCGCACGCGGCCAGGCCUUCGUCGAGUCACUGGGAUUGGCAAAUGCAGGCGACCUGGUGAAACUUAUCCGCUGGAAUGAUAAGUACGGCAUCAAGUUCAUGCGACUAAGCAGUGAGAUGUUUCCAUUUGCUAGUCACAAGGAAUAUGGGUAUAAAUUGGCCCCUUUUGCCUCCGACGUACUAGCUGAGGCAGGGCGUGUUGUAGGUGAACUUGGCCACCGAGUGUCUGUUCACCCUGGCCAGUUUACGCAGCUAGGCUCCCCCAAACGGGAAGUGGUUGAAAGCUCUUAUCGUGACUUGGAAUACCACUCGGAAAUGCUGCAACUGCUCAAGCUUCCUCCUCAGCAAGAUCGCGAUGCUAUCAUGAUUCUGCACAUGGGAGGAGUCUUCGGUGACAAGGCUGCUACUCUGGACCGGUUCCGAGAAAAUUAUGCGGUCUUGUCAGAGGAUAUCAAGAAACGACUCGUCCUCGAGAACGAUGAUGUCAGCUGGACUGUGCAUGAUCUAUUGCCCAUCUGCGAGGAGCUAAAUAUCCCCCUCGUCCUCGAUUAUCAUCACCAUAAUAUUCUUUUUGACCCCAAUGAGGUUCGCGAGGGCACGCAGGAUAUCAUCCCUCUAUACGACCGCAUAGCUGCGACAUGGUCGCGCAAGAACAUCACGCAGAAAAUGCACUAUUCAGAGCAAACCGCUCCCGCUAUUACACCCCGCCAGCGCCGCAAACACAGUGAUAGAGUGGCCACCCUGCCACCCUGCAUUCCCACCAUGGACCUCAUGAUUGAGGCCAAAGACAAGGAACAAGCCGUUUUCGAGCUGAUGCGAACAUUCAAACUCCCCGGUCACAAUCUUUUCAACGACUUGAUUCCCUACAUACGGACAGACGAGAACAAGUCCAAAAAGAAUGGCGAGUUCGUUGAUCUAGAAGGUUCCGUACCACCGCCCCGUACCAUCCCCGACGAGGAAGUUGGGAUGGGAGGUCCAGAAGGAAGAGUCUUUUGGCCUCGCGGGAUGGAGGAAUGGCUUCGACCGGCAAAGAAAGUCGUCAAGCCGAAGGCUGCAUCCAGUCCAGCAAAGAAAAUCAAGGCCGAGCCCGCUGAUACAAAUGGCUCCAUGGGGACGCCAGCGAAGAAAUCAGCUCGCGCCCCCAAGCGAACUCCAACCAAGCCCCGGACCAAGCGCAAAGCGGAAGAGAUGGAAUCCAGCCCGGAGUCCGAGCUAAGCAGUUUGUCUGUGGAUCAGGAGACAGUGGCUACGAAUACCACUACAUCUACGUCUCGGAAAAGUAGUCGAGCGAAGAAAGUCAACUAUGCCGAAGAAUCUACCUAG